CACCCUUCUUUUUCUGAUUGGCUCGAGAAACUGGAUUCACGGUUGUUGUGUUCAUGACGAGAAAAUAACGGAAAUCACUUUUCAAAACAGCGUUAUUUCGUCAGGCUAUACAGAAAGUAGCGGUCGGAUUUGUUUGAAGCACUUUAUAGUUUGUCAGGAUGUGUAAAGUAAUCUCGAGUACAAUUUUAGUACUGUUCAACAUCCCACUUGUGAUUAUUGGUUUAGGACUUGUGGUUUUUGGUGCUUUAAUACGAUGGAAUGAAAAACUUUUGGUUGAACGAAUUACUCCUACGAUUAUCGAAGAAAUAGAUGAUGAGAAUGCACGUGAAGCUGCUCAAAAAUUAGUAGAAGAAAGAAUAACUUUAUUUGCUUCUUAUGGUUUGGCAAUUUUCUUGUUCGGUCUCUUCAUUUGCGUAUUGUCACUCUGUGGAAUAUGUGGAGUAUGCUGCAAAAGUAAAAUCUUACUCGGAUUAUAUGCAGCAUUUCUUCUAGUCAUAUUUUUGGCGCUGCUUGUAUUCACUAUUGUAUUUGGAACACGUAAACACUGGUUCCGUGAUGAGCUGGGUAUAAGUUAUAGAAGAUCAAUUACUAGUGAUUAUCAUAUGGACAAUAAUUUUCCACCAAACACCGGUUUUACUGUAUUUGUUAAUGAAAUUCAACGAAAGCAUAAAUGCUGUGGUUCUUUUGACUAUCGUGACUUCCAAGAUAAUGAAUCAUUCAAACGCCAAAAUUAUAAGAUUCCAGCCUCUUGUUGUAAAGAUAUAAGAGACAAGGAAUGCUGGGAACGUCCAACAACACAGAAUAGUUAUAAAGACACUGGUUGUUUCGAGUUUCUAUGGUCAGCGGCACAACCAAGCUAUCGAAUUAUUCUUUACAUCUUGAUUGGUCUGCUAUUACUUACGUUUACAUUCGCGGUUAUCUCUAUCUACCUGCUUACACGAUAUUCAAGGGAGAAAAUGCAAUUGUUGUAGAGAAAACAAACUAUUUCACCAAUUUAUUUGCUUUAUAUCUGUCUCACCUAAUAUCCCAGUUGAAUUUAUCUUUAGCACAUACACCCUAUUUAUUUAACGUAUUAUAUACAAAUACCUAGGAUCAUCAUAUAAAUUAUAAAAUUCGAAACUGUCAAUUUAUUAAUAUUUGAUUAUGGUUACACUUUUUUUUGUCAUCAGUAAACUUUGUACUGAUCGGUUAAACACACAUCGAGAGUUCAAUUAGCGCCAAGUAAAAGUUACGAUUUAGGAAAAACAAAAACAAAACAACUGUAAAAAGUGAACAGUUUAGAAAAAGUAUCCUGUAAAAUUCAAUUUCACUCGUCUUUUCUUUUUAUUUAAGACGCUUAAUCCAUCUUCAAAGUGUUGCAAAAUAAACAUUUUAAAAGCGAAUAACAUUUAAUUUUAAAAAAAAGUCACUAGAAAAAAUCUCUUAUCUAACUUCACUUUAUUGUUAUGCGGACAUUUGAUUAUUAGUCACCUGACAUGUAUUAUUAUUCUACUUGCUUUCUCAUUAUAUACAUAUCAAUAUAAACAUUAAUUCUAUAUUAUUCAAAUUAUAUUAGCGCCUAACCAAUAAAUAUUGCACAUGGCUUUAAUAAUAUACAAGUACUGUCGUACAUACUUUUCCAUAUGCUCUAUGUACAUGUAGUAUAUUAUUAUAUAUAUAUGCUUAUCAUUCUGCUAAUAUAUUCACCCAUUAAAUAUACUUCAUGUUUAUACCCCAUCCAUGUUCUUAUUGAUUAUUAACCAUAUUUUUUUUAGAAUUUUUAUUGUUAAUAUUUAUAUGCAAAUUAGUUAGAAAUGAAAGUGAACAACAUUUCAUAUUAAAGUUAAUUAAUAGUCAUUUAAAGUUU
Molecule: messenger RNA, 1846 nt
Organism: Schistosoma margrebowiei
Lineage: Eukaryota; Metazoa; Platyhelminthes; Trematoda; Strigeidida; Schistosomatidae
Source: the annotation of a GenBank genome assembly